This is a messenger RNA of Homalodisca vitripennis (glassy-winged sharpshooter), 4820 nucleotides long. RefSeq lists its product as uncharacterized. The record is from RefSeq and is a predicted model, not a curated record. Bases 355 to 1317 code for a protein of 320 amino acids. The transcript is spliced from 6 exons. Lineage: Eukaryota; Metazoa; Arthropoda; Insecta; Hemiptera; Cicadellidae.
AGUUAGUUUGUAGAGUUGGUAUGUUUCUACUUUUAUUACGCGAUGCCUGUGUGAGAAUUUAGGAAUAUUUUUUACUAUACAUCUGUACUUUAUUGGUAUUUCUAUUUUGCAUGAUUUUCUAUAAUAUCGUUGCAUGCAAGAUUUCUACUAUAGGUAUCCUAUUUGCCGCAUGUUAACACUUUUCCUUAUUUUUAGUUGCUAGUGUUAGUUUGUGUGAUGUAGUGAUUUUAUGUUGAGUUGUCCCCCCUCCCCUCCCUUUCAUCCCCCUCCAUACAGGAGUGUGUUACGCCCGAGGCUCAAGCUGCGUACAAUGUGCUGGUUGAGCAGCCCGCACAGGACACCAACCCUCUGCGUAUGCUGCGUUCCGUGCCAUUCGUUCGCCCCAGGGUGCGCGGUAACAAGAAUUUUGCCACGCUGCCCAACCCUGCACAACGACAGUCUUCUGACUUAGCUGCAAGGAACAGCAACACUCUGCCGCACCAGCACCAGGCUCUAGCAGAGAAUAGCACAGUUCCGGUCUCAGCUGCUGCCAGCAGUGCCAGACCUGACACCGAUACUGAUGAUGAUUGUAGCUCUGUCAAAAGAGAAGGCUCUGGAUCAGGUAACCCAGUGCCACUGCCACCUAGAGACAGGAACAGGCCUCCUGCCACCGCCAAGCCCAGACAUCAGCGCAAACACCCUCUCAUCAUCCCUGGCCACGCCACUCGCACCCUGGCACGUCUCAACACGCACACGCAAGAGCCCACAUACCUUGGGUUGGAGGAUGAGCCGUCAUCGGACCAUAUGGCAGGAGAGGAGGAGGCUGACAGUGAGGGGGAGGGGAGACCUACCCCCACACCCCUCCCACUGCCCAGGACACUCCCGGACAUGGGUUCUAAGCAGGAACCGGAUAGUUUCGAGGAUAGAAUCGCGUGCGAGCUGGAGGCCCUGGACGCGAUGGAGGGAGAGGGUGAAGGGCGUGGCCUCCGUGAACAUGUUAGCUGCGAGGACCUGCUGGAGUUUGCAUGUGAUGGCCCCAAUACGCGGCGUACCCGAGGCAAGAGCAGUGGGGUGAACAGUGAUGAAGUACGCAUUAUGGGCAAGGUGCUCGGCAGUAAAGUAUCGGAGGAGAGCAGGCUGGCUGCACUCAACGCCACGGACUGGGACGUACAUCGUGCCAUCAAACUGUGUCGUCUGGACGCGCUACUGCCCCCCGAACUGUGUGCUGACAGUGUAGCCAAGCUGACGGCUCUGUACGACUCAGGGUGGGAAGUAGCGCGCGCCGCAGGAAUGUUGCUGGCUACCCUUGCGCCACAGGACGACGUCACGCAGGUCUGACUCCAGCGUACACACUUGUUACUGUACGGAUCUAGAUUGAAAAUUAUGAGUGAGAACACGUUGUUUGCUGAGAAAAUAAGAUUAUUGUUUCAGAGUUUGAUGAUUACGUUAGAAUUCUACAUUGUAACCUUUUAUAAUUGCAAAUUUUGUACCGAAUAUAAUGGAUAAUUUUUACUUGACUUUCAUGUGCAGAACAAAACGUCUUUCACACAAAUACUCUGUUAUGUAAAAAGUAUAAUUUCAGUUUUGAUCUGUUUUAGAGAAAAAAAUAGGGAUUCAAACUGUUUAGGUAAUUAGAAAAAUGUGUUGAGUAAAGUACUAAAGACAAUUAUUUUUUAAACUAAAAAAUUGUUUUUAAUUAACAAAACUACAGUGAUUAUAUGUUUAACUACUGUUUUCAAGAAAACAUGUGCUUAGAUAUUACAAAUAAUCAAAAAUCCGUCUUUUUGCAUCACAAUAUUUAUAAAAGUUUGAACAAAACUUUUAAAUUUUUUCAGAAAGUGUCGUAAGACAGUUUCCAACCAAACCUCUUGUAGUAGAGUUGCACUAGAGACCAUGCUCAGGUAAGGAAGAAUAAGAGACCCCGCUAGUGCGGCUGUUGCUGAGGUUGUGCUCAAAAAUAAGACAGGGUUGUGAGGUUUAGUGGCUGUAAAUUGAAAUUAUACUUUUAAUACCAUGAAAUAUAUUCUGAUACAGCAAAUAUUUGUAAUUUACCUCUUUUAUCUUCUAUGUGCAUUAUUGCAUCAGUAUCAUUACAGUACAGCCGCAUGUAUCCGAACUGAGUGGAUAGUCUUAAGAUAAGUAAAUGUGAGAUGGUAAUAAUUAAAAUCUUAAUGUAAAUAUAAAAUUUUGUUUUAUGAAAAAUAUAGAUAAAGGCUAUACAGUAGUACACACAUUGUUUUACAUUUUUGGAUCUAAAAUCUUUGUUGUUUGUUGUUGUUCUUUAUCUUUGUCUUUGUUAUUUUUGGUCAUGAUUUAGAAAUACGAAACGGUGACUUUCUCAUUGUGAAACUUUGUACUUUGAAGUAACUUUAAACCUACCUCAUAAUAAUACGGCACAUACGGUUGAAAUCUACCUCAUCACCAUUUUGUGAUGCAAGCGACUUGACUAAUUACUUAAGUAUCUGAACUUUUGUAGAGACAGAAGGAUGAAAAUGUUAGUUUUAGCAUGAUCGAAAUAGCUUCUAAAAUUCAAGCGUAUGGAGAGAAUCAUCGAAUCACACAGAGCAUUUUCUACCUCAUUUUUGUUUUAUUAAUGCACAUUUUACUGUAAAAUAUACAUGGUAAAUUAUUGCAUUGUAUUUUUAAUUACAUUUCUAUAAAUAUAUAUAUUUAAACUUAGUUUUUUUUCGGCCUUUAACGUAAGAUAGUGGUAUCACUGUUCCAUGCAGAAUAAAAUGGAAUGUCUGUCAAAUUCGGCAAGUUUGGAAACUGUGACUGUACUGUAUUUUAAAUAAUUUAUUUGUAAUGUCAAGUUGAAAUCAUAAUAGUUCUUAAAUUUUUAUUAUCAAAUAAUAGUAUUAAAUUAAGCAUAAAUAUUAAUAGGUGGUCGUUUACAAGUCUUAAUAAUUAAAUUGUAUUUGCAUGUAAUUUUUAUUUUUUAUAUUUAUACGUCUUAUUAGUUUAUGUGAAAGUUAUAAUUCCUAUUAAUAUAUUUAAUAUGUAAGCUUUACUCCUACCUACCUACCUACUAGUACGUUAAUAUUGUUUGGGCUGUAAGUACUUACAUUGUUUUCUAUAUUACGCUCUCUUUUCAUUUUGUGAUCUGUGUGAAAUGUUGCAUUUCUUUUAUAACAGUGUACAUAUUGUGUAGAUAUUAUUUUUGUAUAUAAGAUUUAUAACGCAAAAACCUAAUUUACUCUGUAGCCAGACAUAAUUUAUAACGUUUCUGAUAUUAUUAUUAUUAUUAUAUUUUAGUAAGACCCAUAGGAAAGUGUGCCUGUAUUGAUGUAAGCUCAUCGACUAUAUAUAAGAUUGUCUGAUGCAAAACUAAAUGAAAAAGUCACUUUUGUUUAAUUUAUAAAAUUUAUGCACAUUUUAAAAUUCAUAGUACACAAGCCUGCACUGAAAAUACCGUAAGGAUUUUUAUAAGACAUUUAUAGUAAUUUUUUAAAUAAUUAUUGUUACUAAGUGGAAGAUUGUUACAGCAAAACAUUGUUGCAAAUUGAAAAAUGGAAAAAAAAUAUUGUGAACAUAAAUUGUAUAUUAAACUAUUGUAUAACUUGUUUUUGUGCUCUUUUAAUGUUUUUUACACAAUAUUGUGCCUGCUCGUACUAUUUGUGUGCAUUUAAUAAUGUUAAAUUCUUAUACAGUGUUAUAUCUGUGUAUUUCCCAACUAGAUUAUUAGUAUUACAUAGAUUUGUGUUCAGUAGUAGAGCAUGUAAUAAUUAUUGGUUCGCUUAGUAUAAAUUUAACUUUAACGCAGAGUCAAAUAUAAUCGAUUUGUAGAUAUAUUUGAGUGACAUUUUGUGUAGAAAUUAACAUUAAUUUGUUUUAUAAGCUUUUAAAAUAAAUUAGGCAUAAGAGAAAUCUAAACCAUUGAUUAAGUUAAAUAUGUAUUAAUGUGAAAUUCUAAAUUUUCUUAUAAAUGUUAGAUUAAGGAAAAACACCAUGUGGAUUAACGUUUUGUAUAUUAGGCAUUUAAGAAAAAUAUGCCAUAACGAUUUUAUAUAUAACAAAAUCAGCUCAAGUUUGGAAAUGUAUAAAAUUGUACGGAAAUUGAUUAACUACUGAAUCACUUAAGAAAAUUAUAAACUAGUUUUAGAUUAAGUUUCUUGUUUCUGCUGUUUGUAAUGGAUCUAAGGUCGGAGGCUAGCCUUAACGGGGAUCGGUGCUUUUUCUACUUGGUGAUAGGAUAUUGCAGUUCAUUGUCAUAACAUAAUUUCCCAUUUUCAGUUGUAGUACGUAAAAAUAUAAAGUCCUGUAAUAUGUUACUUACGUUUCUGUUUCAUAAUUUUAGUCAUGUUCAUAUAAUGUGGUGUAAGUAUAUUUUACUUUCAAAUUCCACUAUAAAUGUAUUAUUUCUCCUUGAAAAUUAAUAUUUAUAGAACUUAAGUAAUUAAUGAACUAACCGUAAAUUUUAAAAGAUUUAACCUACCAAAAAUUGUAAAAAAAUGUACCGUACAUAAUAAAUUUCUCAAAACCGCUUAUUUAUUUCUAAUAGUUAGCUAUAGUUAAUUAUCAUGCAUUUAUUGAAUCAGCAAUGCAAUUAGAUUAUUUGAGUUAACUAAGAUUGUAUUGUAUGAGCUGAGGUCGGGUAACGGAAGUGGCCCGAGGUUUAUACCUCGUAAGUGUCAAAGGUCUAGUCUAGCUUUUGUAAUCGAAACGAACCAAGACCAGUCUGUACCAAAAAUGUACUGGCUUUUCAAAAACAUUUUUAUAAAAUAUUUUUAUAUUAUUUAUUGAAAUUAUAUUUUAAUACUUUUGGAUGUGAUGUGAAAUGUGUUCCUAUUUGUCACUUGUGUUCAGUGCAUGAGGUUAAAUAAAUAAACAGAUGUAAAUAA